Talaromyces proteolyticus is the source of this 2052-nucleotide messenger RNA. RefSeq lists its product as uncharacterized. The transcript is spliced from 2 exons. The coding region runs from base 1 to 2052 and encodes 683 amino acids. The record is from RefSeq and is a predicted model, not a curated record. NCBI's taxonomy places the organism in Eukaryota, Fungi, Ascomycota, Eurotiomycetes, Eurotiales, Trichocomaceae.
AUGCCCGGCGUCGAGGUCCAAUUGCCAUCCAUUGGUGAUUCGUUACUGGCUCACCAUCCUAGUACCGUCAAUGACAUUCACCAGCCAUGUUUCGAGAAUACUAAUUAUCACUCAACACUCUCUACAGCUUCUGUCCUCUCCCACACCUCACGACCCAGACGAUCGCACGGGUCCUUGUCAUUCCUUUCUUCCUCCGGUUGCCGGUCGGACUUCCUGGAUCUUCCACUCCCAUCUUCUCGACGAGCAAUGGAUCGAGCCACUGUAAAUAUCUCGCCGUUUCGAUCUGUUCGUCAGAUGAAGGAGCCUUUUCAACUGAAACUUCCAAGCUCUCCUUCAUUCGACCCUGGUCAUUUCCAGCCUGUCUCAAACAGAGACUCAAAAGAAAACAAGCCCCAAACACGAACUCUCCAAUCACCUAUCGGUCUACGUCCUCUUCGAAGUUGUCGAUCCGAUCAAAACCUAGUUGCCGGGGCGCUCCAAACAUUUGGACUUCUACCCAGUCCUAGUCUGUCAGAUUCUCGGAUUAUGGCGAAGGUUGAACGGACCGAGCCUGUCAUACAGGACGAGCCCUCAGUUACGAAAUGCACCUGCUCAUUAAAUAAUGAGCGGUGCGGGGUUUGCAUUAUUGAAACGUAUGGAUCAGAAAGAAAGCCUCCUACAGACCCCGAAGACGCACCUAAUGCCGCCGACACGGAAAAAAUAGCUCGAGUACACGAAGAACUCUUCCCUCCUCCAGGAUUUAUUGACCCAAAGUCUACUCCACAUUUAGGCUCUACAGUGGUGAAACCGUCGCCAAGUUCCUCCACUAGCAGCAACAAGAAGCGCACGAGAACAGCUACUGUCUCCAGUGCAACGAGUUGGGUACCUGGGGAUUUAUCGUACUGCGAGUCUUGGUUGCAAAGAGUACCCUUAGAGACUCCAGAACGCAAUGAUGAAAAGGCUCGAGAAGCCAAUAGGCGAAAGUUCCAGAUAAUACAACAAAUCGAUGAGCCUUUAUCUAGUGGAAACAGAAGCCAAAGUCGAAGGCCAGUUGAUCUGAGUAUUGAUACAAAUGCAGCAAACAAUUUAGUAAGGCUUGCUGUAGCCAGUAAAACAAAGCCAAAACUCGUUGAUAUCUCUCGACCUUCAUCAUCAGGCACAACAUUUUCGGUGCCAAUCCAUCCUCCUCCGUCGUGGAGGCGACCAUCGACCCCAGAGCAACGCAGCAUUAAUGAAAUAUCGGCAUUUAGUCCAGACACACCGCAGGAUAUUCCCGAUAGUGGUUAUGUCACUCAGCAAUUCAAUCGUUCAUCUGAGGAGAGCCAUGAAUACCAUGAUGAUGACUAUGUCGACGGCUCAAUGGACACCCGUGUAACUUCGGACCCACCUGGAAAUUUAUCUUUUGCUAUUGACGUGUUCUCGGGGAAAAUCCAGUCUAAGAAUGGAUACGUCUCGUGCUACAAGAGGCAAUAUGCUCCCACUUAUGCACGGAAAGAGGGACCACGUACUCCUCCAGCCGUAUCGCCCAGGACCAUCGAACAAGAAAGCCUGGAAAAAUGGUGGGAUUACGAAUGGACACUUGAUCAACUCGAGUCUUCUAUCAAGGAAUUUCCGAAGCAGUCUCUUCGUCUCACGUCACCCGUCAUUAUUCUGAUAAGAACAAAUCAAGAAAAAGCAUUGCUACGGCCAUUCAGGAAGGUUUUCCCCGGCGCGCCAGACAAUUUAAUCGAUUACCUAUGCGCCGCCUUGAUUGCGAAGAAUUAUCUAGUCUCCAUGGCUUCAACACAUCACAGACUAAACAGCUCCAUGACUCCACCACUAUCACAAGUGCCGAAUAACCUCUCAAAACUCGACAGUGUACCGGAAAAGGCACGGGCUACAUUGGGCAUUGCACUGCCCACUUCAUCAAAGUUUCAAGUCACCGAUCGACUCAUAGGCACACGAAGUGUCGAACUUCAAAAGGGUCUCGACCGCAUUGUGGAUAAAUUACUGUACUCAAUCUGUGGUCGACAGGACGAGACCUUGAAAGCAUCUGUAACAGUGCUGGCACAAGUGCUCGAAGCCAAAGCAUGA